AUGACUUUCUCAAAUGUAAAUUCUAAAAUACGGAAAUUCCUCGUAGGCGCUUUACUUUUAAAUCCGAUACAAAUAGUAUAUUCUGCUCCAGCUCGUUCAAGAAGUAAUUGGGUUUUUUGGUACUACGUAAAUGAUGGUCAAAAUAAAGGUUGUGCAAAUUAUUGUAUUCUUACUUUCUCAAUUGUAGGAAUUAUAAUUUUAAUAUUGAUCUUAUGUGGUUGUUGGAGUUGUUAUCGUAUAAAGAAACGAUCUGAAGAAGAGGGAGGAUGGUAUAAUAAUACCUUUCAUAGCUCGGAAAGUAAACAAAGACCUGGGAGAAGUCAUACGACUGAUAGUAUGUCGGAAGUCCGCUGA
Molecule: messenger RNA, 354 nt
Organism: Funneliformis mosseae
Lineage: Eukaryota; Fungi; Glomeromycota; Glomeromycetes; Glomerales; Glomeraceae
Source: the annotation of a GenBank genome assembly